AUGGCCGCGUUAACUGCGACCGCUCUGCUCGCCACACUCGCCGCUGUCAUCGCGCGCGCUAGUGUCAGUAGCGUGCCGGACCUAUCGAGGUGCGAGGUAGCUGCGCGGACUGACGCGGGAUGGGUGUGCGGAACACGCCGGCGCGCCGUCUCCAGCCGAGAAUACGCCAGCUUCCUCGCCGUACCCUAUGCAAAGCAACCACUAGGAGAGCUCAGAUUUCAGGAGCUGCUCCCAGCAGAGCCAUGGUACGGAGUGAGAAAUGCGACUAAUGAGGGUCCCGUGUGUCCGCAAACGGAUGUGUUUUAUAUGCAGUUUCACACGGCCAAGGGCGGUAUGAGCGAAGCGUGUAUCCACGCGAACGUAUACGUUCCUAUCGAAGCCUUACCCGACCCUUACAAGGCCCCCGAAGUUAAUACAACAGGCCCAGGACUGCCGGUGCUUGUGUUUAUACACGGCGGAGGGUUCGCAUUUGGAUCAGGAGACCCCGAUCUCUAUGGCCCGGAGUAUCUCGUCAGCAAAGGUGUAAUCGUUAUCACAUUUAAUUACAGACUGAACGUGUUCGGUUUCCUGUCGCUGAACUCCUCGCAGGUGCCUGGUAACAUGGGGCUCCGGGACGGACUGUCCCUGCUGCGCUGGGUGCGCAGUAACGCUCGUGGGUUCGGCGGAGACCCACGCUCCGUCACCCUCGGCGGACAGAGUGCCGGCGCCGUCAUGGCGCACAUGCUCACGCUCACACCUGCGGCACACGGACUCAUACAUAGAACUAUUCUGAUGAGCGGUACCGCAUUCUCGGGUUUUAUUAGCACAUCACCAUCUUUCGCUACCACAAUAAACAAGCUCUUCUUGCCUAUGCUCGGCAUUGACCCGGAGCUUCCCGACGACGAAAUUCACUAUAGACUAAUAGAAACACCCAUCGACAAGAUCAUGGCCGCCAACAAGCAACUGCUAGAUAUAUUCGGGCUAACGACAUUCGUACCUGUUGUUGAAUCCCCUCUGCCUGGAAUUCAAGCUGUUCUAGACAAUGACCCCGAAGUCCUUGUAGAUUCCGGACGAGACUCGCGUGUGCCUCUAUUGAUUGGAUUCACGGAUGAGGAAUGCGAAUCGUUCCGGCAAAGGUUUCAGGAGGUACAUAUAAUAGAGCAACUGGAGAAGUCACCUUCCUUAGCUGUGUCACCACGUUUGACGUUCAAAGCGGGUGAAAAAUUACCGAUAAUCACAGAAGCUAUCAAUGCGAGGUACUUUAACGGUACCGUCGAUAUGGACAGGUAUAUACGCCUGUGUACGGAACAGUACUACAAGUAUCCACCACUGAAGCUUGUCAAGAAGCGAUCGUUGGCUGCUGCACCGACAUUUCUGUACAGGUUCUCGUUCGGAGGAUCACCGAGCAUAUGGAAAGUGGGCAGAAGGAUGGAGUACUCGGGCGCGAGCCACGUGGAGGACCUCACGUACGUGUUCCGCACCUCACAGCUGGGACCGCUCGCUGAUGAUGAACUAUCAGCGCAUGAUGACAACGCACGGAUUAGGGAUUCGAUGACAGAUCACGUGGUCAACUUCAUGAGAUACGGCCAUCCCCUGCCUGGUCCGGUGUUGUCACGGCGGUGGUCGCCGGUGAGGACGCCGCUGCACUACCAGGAGAUCGCCGACCCCCGACACAUACACGCCGCCGCCCCUACAUGUCACGAGACAAACGCCCUAAAAUUCUUUACACGCCUCGACUGUAUCGUCGAAAAAGAUAAAACCAACACAACAUUAUGA
This is a messenger RNA of Diatraea saccharalis (sugarcane borer), 1755 nucleotides long. NCBI's taxonomy places the organism in Eukaryota, Metazoa, Arthropoda, Insecta, Lepidoptera, Crambidae. The record is from the annotation of a GenBank genome assembly.